AUGGCCACCCUGCUCGCCACCAUAUCGGGUCACGCGCCCCAAAAGCGUAAACUAUCCACACCAAUCGACAAAGCCGCCAAGAAGCCGCGGCCACACAGCGACGCGCCGCCGCGACCCCAGUCGACGCCGCUCGGCAAGCCGCACGCCGCCGUCCUCGAAGAACUCGCCGCCAAGUACGACGUGCUGCCCGCGUCCGUCAUCUCGUCGACGCCGAUCCGCAAGCGCGUGGCGCGCGCGACGACGCACCUCCUCGGCGACGACGACGGCCGCGGGCCGCGCGUGGUGCUGCUGCACGCGCGCCCGGCGGAGACCUGCAAGAUGCUGACGGUGGCGGAGAUGUGCAAGCGGCUGCUGGAGAAGGAGGGCGGGGCGGCGGCGUGGUACCAGUACAACCAGCUGUUUGACCUCUCCCUGGGGGACGCUGAGCGAGCGAGGAAGAGGAGGGGGAGGAAACAGGUGGUGGAGGAGACGGUGCUGCACGUGGACGAAGAGGAUGGGGAGGAAGAUGAGGAAGAUGACGAGUUUGAGACGAUGCAGUCGCGGUUUGAGAGGGCGGUGCUGCCGCCGGCGCCGGACAGGACGACCAAGUCGCUGCGGAUAUUCCUGUCGAGGGUGCCCAUCCCGGAGCUCAAGGGUAGAGACGGCGUGACGGUGCAGACGAGUGGGAAGUGA
This is a messenger RNA of Cordyceps fumosorosea ARSEF 2679, 672 nucleotides long. Its product is annotated as DNA/RNA-binding protein Alba-like protein. Lineage: Eukaryota; Fungi; Ascomycota; Sordariomycetes; Hypocreales; Cordycipitaceae. The transcript has a single exon. The record is from RefSeq and is a predicted model, not a curated record. The coding region runs from base 1 to 672 and encodes 223 amino acids. Gene Ontology annotation, molecular function: nucleic acid binding.